Corticium candelabrum is the source of this 1400-nucleotide messenger RNA. RefSeq names its product E3 ubiquitin-protein ligase RNF115-like. Lineage: Eukaryota; Metazoa; Porifera; Homoscleromorpha; Homosclerophorida; Plakinidae. The transcript has 11 exons. Gene Ontology annotation, cellular component: cytoplasm. The record is from RefSeq and is a predicted model, not a curated record. Gene Ontology annotation, biological process: protein ubiquitination. The coding region runs from base 125 to 1054 and encodes 309 amino acids. Gene Ontology annotation, molecular function: ubiquitin protein ligase activity.
GUACACAUCAUAUGUGCAUUACAUGACAUUCGUCAAGCCACUACGUUGUUGUCUACUGAACUAAAGAAGUAGGUAGACGCAUUGUGACGAAAGGCUUACAUUAUCCGGGAUACUGACCCUGAGUAUGGCACAGUCUCAAGCGGUUAGCACGGAUGUUCUCGAAAAGCUCUUCUACUGUCACGAAUGUGAAAAAGAAAUAAAAAUUACUAUAUCUGACGAUGAUCCAACGUGUCCUGACUGCAAUCACGAGUUUCUAGAGGCCUUAGACGAACAAGAAGAACCGAAUAGGGGAGAGGGAGACGGGGAACACAGUCCAACGGAUGCUGAGUUGCAAGAGUCACUUUCAUGGAGAAUGGCUACCAUUGAUCCUGCCACUGGACUUCCAAGGAAUCCUAUGGACGUCAUCGUGAACAGCCUUAUGGAGGCAACUAGUGCCAACAACAGAGGAUCAUGGCCUCCAGCUCCACUGCUGAGAAUUCAAGAACGAAGACGAAGAAUGAGGCCGGUGCAUGUUCGCACCGUCUUACACGGCCCUCCAACACUCCUACGUGUUGCUAAUGAUCUUGUUGGAGGGUCUUUGAGUGGAGGAUUUCCAUUUCCAUUUCCACUCCACAAUAUAUUUGGAGGGCCAAGAAACUUAGGCGAUUACGUGACUAGUGAUCGAAGUCUGGAUGAUGUUGUAUCUCAGCUGCUGAGCCAGUUGGAAGGAGGAGCUCCACCCGCAGAUAAAGAAACGAUAGACUCAUUGCCAAAGGUCAUUAUUACACAAGAUGUAGUCGAUAAGAACGUUGAGUGUACUAUAUGCCAAGACAAAUAUACUGUCCGAGAAGAGGUCCAUCAGUUAACGAAAUGCCAACAUCUGUUCCACACAGGCUGCAUCACACCAUGGCUGAAACUCCAUGACACGUGUCCAGUGUGUCGAAUACCAGUGAGUGACAGGGCCAGCGAGUCGACUGCCGGUCUACCAUCACAGAAUGUUUUUAUGUCUGGUGGUAGAAAUCAAUAUGAACAAUAUGAUGAGUCGUCCGAUAUGGGAUCGGAAGAAGUGAAUUAGCUACUGUUGUAUACAUGCUAGUCUUUGCUGAUUGCAAGUCUGUAUUUUGCUAUCCAUUUGAUCAUCUAAUAAGGGGACUAUUGGUUUAAAUUUGGCGGAGUUCUAUUGGUACUUGUAGGACUCCAAUGUCUAAAGAUAUGAAAGCAAUUAGAAUGUGUAAUGAAAUUGCCACAGUGCUGGAGGGAUCAACUUUGUAUCUUGGACUGAAAAGUUUGUUUCUUUCAUCUGCUUUCUAAACAAAUGCAAAUAAAAAAUAUUUUUUGUAUUUAUUGGACGUAGGAAGACUAAAAGUUUGGGAAUUUUUUUAUAACUGCUCUUAAAAAUAAAUGUCUUCUUUUGAUCAUCA